Molecule: messenger RNA, 3576 nt
Organism: Solanum stenotomum
Lineage: Eukaryota; Viridiplantae; Streptophyta; Magnoliopsida; Solanales; Solanaceae
Exons: 11
Coding region: 16-2466 (816 amino acids)
Molecular function (GO): protein binding
Source: RefSeq, a predicted model, not a curated record
AAACAAGUAGUGCAAAUGGCCUCAGAAAUUCAAACACAGUUAUCAGGACAAGGAAUGGGAAUGGGAAUGGGAAUGGGAAGGCCUUCUUCAAAUGAGUCGACAGAAAAGGCGAACCAAGCAAUUAAAGAUCAAAUAUUUCAAGCAGCUAUGGAGAAUAAGUGGACAAACGUUAAGCAUCUGUACAUCAACAACAAGUUUGUUCAUGAAUCCAAACUCACUCGAUCUGAAGAUACUGCUCUUCACUUAGCUAUCACUUCUUAUCAUCCAGAUCGAGACGACUCUUUACAGCAUCCUCAUCUUACUUGUAUCAAGGAAAUGAUUGCUGACAUAUCAAAGGAAAAUCGACUAUGUAUCUUAAAGCAGAAGAAUGAUAAAGGGAACACACCUCUUCACCUUGCAGCAGAACUUGGGAGUGUCCCGAUUAUUGAGUGUAUGGUAAACUCAGCAGACCGUGAUCUCAUCUGGGAGACCAAUUCAAAAGGGGAAACCCCCUUAUUCGUAGCUGCUUAUCGUGGCAAGCUACAAGCUUUUCUCUACCUACAUAACUGUUGUCUAAAUGAAAAAGGAGAAGGUCCAAUUGAACUUUGUAGGAGGGAAGAUGGGGAUAACAUUCUACAUGCCGCCAUCUCUGGCGAGUACUUCGAUCUGGCUUUUCAGAUAAUACAUUACUAUGGGCAACUUGUCAACCGUUACAACGUAGAGGGCAUGUCUCCUCUACACUUCCUUUCCAGGAUGCCUCAAGUAUUCAAAAGUGGCAGCCAUUUUCGGUUCAUAGAUAGCCUCAUCUACUACUGCACAAAUAUCGAAGAGCUAGAGUUAAUGACAUAUGAAGCUGAAGAAAAAGAAGAUUCAUAUAGUAAGCUUGAAUGGAAUCUCCCAGAGAACUACCAAACAAUGGUGGAGUUCUUGGAACUACUUUGGAAUGGGACAUUGAAAACUCUAAAUUAUCUUAAGCGAACAUAUUGUGGGAAUCAAGAAGACCUGUCUAAAGAUACUACAGAAGAAACUGAUGUGAAUCAAGGGAAGAAUUCCAAAGGAGCAACUAAUGAGAAUCAAGAGAAUAAGUCGAAAGGCCAUCAAAGUUAUCAUCAAAAUGACCUCGAGAAUCCCUCAAUUCAAGCUGAAAGGAAGAGAAACCGCAAGUUGUUUCCAGCCAAUUACACCAUCUUUAUCGAGUUCCUCAAAUGUAUAAUGAAGAUUGUACUUAUUGUAUUGGGUAUUGGACUCCAAAGGACAAAAAAACUAGAGGAAAGGAAAAGGCAACAUACAUGGGGAGUUCAAAUUAUGAAGUUGAUGAUUGAGAAAGAAGAACGUUACAAAUUCUAUGAAAGUACUGGGGAGAAGCCAGAAGAUACGUACCUCUAUAGUCAAAUUGGAGCACCUCCUACAGCACCCCCUCCAACAGAUGACAUUGCACAGAUCGAGCAACCACCAACUUCAAGCACAGAUAAGAAGAAAGAUGAUCUCAAGCCCGAGAUGUCCAAGACCAAGGAGACACCGCUAUUAGUGGCAUCAAAGAUGGGUACUGUAGAGAUGGUACAGAGGAUCCUCAAAAAGUUCCCAAUAGCCAUUCAAGAUACGGACUGUAACGAGAAGAACAUACUGCUUUUAGCUGUAGAGCAUAGGCAAACAGAUGUCUAUAAUUGGUUAAUAGGAGAAAAGUAUCCAGACUACGUGUUUUAUCAUGUGGACAAACAUGGAAACAAUGCAGUGCACCUAGCUGCAAUGUAUCAGAAGCUCGAGGUGUGGCGCAUCCCUGGUAGUGCUCUACAGUUGCAAGGCGAAAGGAAGUGGUACAAGUAUGUCAAGCACACUUUGCCACCACAAUCAUAUGUUCGUUAUAACAAUAAAGGUCAGACACCAAGACAGAUCUUCGUAGAGACACAUGCAAAGUUACUCAGUGAUGGAACUCAAUGGCUCGUCACAACUGCCAAUUCAUUCUCUGUCGUAGCAGCACUGAUUGCUACUGUUGCAUUUGCUACAUCUGCCACAAUCCCAGGCGGAGCCGAUGAUAAUGGCCAUCCACACUUAGAAAAUCAGCCUGCUUUCGACGUGUUCUCUAUAACAUCACUAGUUUCUCUUUGCUUCUCUGUCACGGCCCUAGUGUUUUUCUUAGCUAUCCUCACAUCUCGAUGCCGACACAAUGAUUUCGAGAAAGACUUGCCAAGAAAGUUGCUCCUUGGAUUAACUUCGCUUUUUGCAUCAAUAACUGCCAUUUUGAUCUCAUUCUGUGCUGCACAUUUCUUUGUCCUCCGGGAAAAAUUCAGGACUGCGGCAAUUCCAAUAUAUGGGGUAACAUGCAUACCUGUGGUGUUUUUUGCAUUUAAUCAGUUCCCUCUCUAUGUUGAUCUUAUAAGGUCAUACAUCCAAAACCUACCACUUCGUAGCUAUAAGGUGUUUUAUACCGAUUCCUCAGAAGCAACUAGCUCAGAUCAGAAGAAAGAAGGUAAAGAAAAGGAUGAUUGAAACAGGUCGAAAUUAUGACAAGAGCAGAGCGUUGCACGGUUUCCUACUUCAGUUUCCAAAUAAGCCUGGGUUGUUUUGUGUCAAAAAAUGAUGAAUUCCAAGAAAGGUUUCCCUUCGUCGAGAGGAGGCAAGGUGGAGAUAUAAUUUUUCUAUCUAUAUCCUUGAAGAAACUCACACUUUUUUAAGCGUUCCAUGAUUUCGUGUACCUUUUUUUCCAGACUAAAGCUAGUUAAGAAUAGGGUGCUAAAUGUUGUUUGAUCCCGCAAUUCAUGUGAACUUGAGGAAGUCUUAGGGAACUUUCUAGGCAUUUUAACCCCUGGGAUGCUAUCCUCAUAAUUACACAAAUUGGGAUAGGCCCAUGCUAGACUUUCGCCCCUGAGCUACCACCCUUCUAUACCAAUUGGGAUCGACCCAUGCUAGGCAUUUGUCAAGGUAUUAUCCUAUUUUGUAAAAUUAUUGAACAAGGAAAAAGUUUAGCUUUUCAAGGAUCAUUUUUUAUCCAAUAUGACUUAAAUCCAAAUAUAAAGAUUACUCCCCAGCAUACCUCGCUCAAGCUCUAUUUAAUUUGGAUUGUAGCUGGUCCAUUUAAAGAGUGAUAGAAUGUAGAUUUAAGGACACUACAAGAGUGACGGAGAACCAAAUUUGAUUUAUGCCGGUAAAUUUACAACAGAUGCUAUAAUUUUGUUAAGGAGAUCGAUGGGAGUUUAUAGCAAGGGGAAAAAAAGAUUGGUGUUCAUUGACGUAGAGAAAGUCAUAUAGCUAGAAAGGUCCUUUGGUGGGUGUUGGAGACGAGAGGAAUUUAUAUUACAUUAAAUAUAUAAAUGAUAAAACGGACAUGUAUUUAGGAGCCAUCACUAGCAUAAAAACAGUAGUAGGAGAUGCAACGGAAUUUCUCAUAACCAUGAGUUUACACCUAGGGUCGGCAUUGAGCAUGUACUUGUUCACCCUUGUGAUGCAUGAGCUAAUAACUACAAUACAAGAUGAAGUUCCAUGUUGUAAACGGUAGUGUGCUAAAUCACAAAACCAACGAUGGUACAUGGUAACUCUGCCCACCAAAGUUCAGACAGAUGGGAAGAAAUCACACCUAGUGUCUUGUGCCUCCACUGAGAU